CAUGGCAGCAGGAGGGUGGAGGCGGCAGUGACAGGUGUAGUAGCAGGCGUGUGGUGAACGUGUCAGGAAGGAGCUCUAAGGGGGCGGUGCCGGCACUCACACAGACAUGCAGCUCUCGGCCAGGCUCUUCGCAGCUCUCCUCCUCGUUGGCACCUUCUGGACCCAGGCGGCGAGGGGGGAGGAGGAGGAAGACAUUCCUGUGGUGGAAGGCUUUGGAGGAGAAGUCAAGAUAGCGGAAGAGGAUGACGUGCUGGUGCUGACAAACGACAACUUUGACCACGUCGUGAACCCCAAAGAUGCCAUCCUGGUGGAGUUCUAUGCACCCUGGUGUGGCCACUGCAAGAAGCUGGUGCCAGAGUACGCUGAGGCAGCCAAGCAGUUGAAGGAGGAAGGGAUCCGGAUAGCCAAGGUGGAUGCUACCGUGCAGGAGGAGGUGGCCAAGCGAUAUGACAUCAGCGGCUACCCCACCAUCAAGCUUUUCAAGAAGGGGGAGGCAGUGGAGGACUACCGAGGUGCCAGAACUGCAGGAGCUAUUGUGGAGUACAUGCGCAUGCAUGGCGACCCCAACUACGCCCCACCACCCUCUGCUGUCCUUGUCCUCUCCACGUCAAACUUUACAGAGACCAUCAACUCAAAGAAACUCAUUCUUGUUGACUUCUACAUCACAGGCUGUAGACACUGUGAUGCUCUUAUGCCAGACUUUGAGGGGGCGGCGCGAGAACUGAAAGACGAGGGCAUCGCACUGGGCAAAGUGAAUGGAGAGCUGGAGAGGGAGCUGUUCAAGAAGUUUGAUAUCACUGGCUACCCAACACUUAUUGUGUUCCGCAAUGGGCAUCAGUUUGAGUACAAGGGCCCACGUGACCAGGAGGGCAUCGUGCAGUACAUGCGGGAGCAGGCCAAGCUGCCAUCGCGUCUGAUCACCACAGCACUGGAGGCCACUAACAAUUUUGCCAGGACGGACGCUAAUGUCAUUGGUUAUUUCCCGGAGGAGAACGAUAUGUUUGAGGAGUACAUUGGGGCAGCAAACGAACUCAGAGGAAAGUUACAGUUCUUCCACACCUUUGAGAGCAGUGUUGCUGAGCACCUGAAACUGAAGGCCAACACCAUCACCAUCAUCAUGCCAGAGAUUUACCACUCCCAGUAUGAGGACAAGGUCUUCAGAUACACUAAGGCCACUGGGACCUACAAGGAGAUGGCUCCCUGGAUCAGCAAGAAGAGUGUGCCCCUGGUUGGCCAGCGUACCCGAGACAACAUGGCGCUCAAGUACGAAAACAGGCCCCUUGCUGUUGUGUACUAUGAUGUCAACUUCUCCCACCAGUACAUCAAGGACACACAGUUCAUUCGCAACAAGAUCCUUCCCAUCGCGGACAAAUACAGGGACAUCACCUUUGCCAUUGCCAAUGAGGAAGAGUUUGAUGAUGAGAUCAAGAGUCUGGGGUUGGAGGACUCAGGAGAGUCAGUCAAUGUUGGAAUCUUUACUGAAAAGCUCAAGUACCCCAUGGAACCUGAGGAGGACUUCGGUACAGACGUGCUCGAGGGAUUCUUGAAGAAAUUCAAGGCUGGCAAGUUGACUCCUUUCUUGAAGUCCCAGCCAGUGCCUCGAAGACAGGAGGGUCCGGUGAGGGUGGUAGUGGCCCGCAGCUUUGAAGAGGAGGUGAUGAAGACCGACAAGGAUGUGCUGCUGGAGUUCUACGCCCCCUGGUGUGGCCACUGCAAGAGCCUGGAGCCUGUGUACAAAAAGUUAGCCAAGCAGCUUGCCAAAUCCAAUUCUAAUGUGGUGGUGGCCAAGUUUGAUGCCACAGCUAAUGAUGUGCACCCAGGCUUCAAGGUGGAGGGCUUCCCAACCCUCUUCUUUGUGAGGGCGAGUGAGAAGGACAACCCAGUACCCUUCAACGGUGAUCGCUCCCUCAAGUCACUCAAGGACUUUGUCACCCGAGAGGCAUCCAGUAAAAAGGCUGACAAAAAGAAGGAUGAACUCUAGUAUUAAACAGCUUCAGGUCAAGGUAGUGUAGUGUAGCCAAGCUAGCAGUACUACAGUUAGGUCAAGUUUCUAUGCUGUGAUCCUGCAAGUGUUGUGCAAAUGUUAUGGAAAUCAGUCAAUUGAAAGGUUGUGUUCUACUUGUUUUGUCUUACUGUGACUUAUUUGCACAAGACAUCCCUAUGGGAGCUUUUUCAUAUAGAUCUGAGUUAGUAUUAACCAGUUUCAAAUGAAUAUACAGCUGGGCGAGGUCUACACAAUAUUUGUGUAGUGUGGCUAUAACAGUGAAUAGGGUUCAGGACACCCCAUUCAUAAACAAUGUGCAUACAUUUUUGCUCUCAGAAGGUAAGGCUUUAGGGUUGUGUGGCACCACACAUUGUUAUUAAUUAACCUGCAGCUAAUCCUUCAGUGUGUUGUGCUUUAUAACAGUAGCUGCCAUGACCUAAUGUAACGCGACAGGUUCUACAGACAAAGAAAUUCAUUCCAGGUUAAUUGCAAUGUUUGAUUUACACAAGGAAUAUGGGAAAUUUUCUAAUUUUCUAAAAUAAAUUUAUCAAAUAUGGAUUAUUUCAUUGAUCAUUUAGUGCUGCAAUGUUUUGUUAGUUUAUACAAAAUGGAAAGAAGAAACUUUUGUCAAUGCAUUCUUCAUGAGAUGCUGUCUUGGGUGUAGUUGGAACCCUCUGCACCCACCAACCCAUGUAGUGUGAUAAAACAAACAGUAGUUCAGUUAUCAAAUAAUCUUGUAAAACACAAUACUCAAAACAACACAAUUUAUGAUCAUGACAAUCAAAUGCAUGAAAUCAUACACCAUUUCAUAAGUUACCAAAGGUAUGCCUUUUAAAGUAGGUUUUGUAAGCAUAUACCCCAGUCAUUUAUAUGAAAACACUGUAAAUACAAUGCCUAAAUUGUCCAAACACAGUCAUAUCAACACAGCACUAUUUACAUAUAUAUGAGCAAGGCCUCUGCAUAUGCAUGGUUUCAACAAAAAUGUCUUUUACGGCACACAAUAGUGUUGUCCAAUGGUGCAGAGAGUGGCAAGGGCUGAGUGUCUAGUGGCUGCCUGCCAUCCCCUGCAGCUAUCAUUGUGGAUGUGCUCCAAUAAUCCCAAGCAUUGAAGUAGCCAACCAAUGCCAA
Eriocheir sinensis (Chinese mitten crab) is the source of this 3112-nucleotide messenger RNA. RefSeq names its product protein disulfide-isomerase A4-like. The transcript has 12 exons. Lineage: Eukaryota; Metazoa; Arthropoda; Malacostraca; Decapoda; Varunidae. Gene Ontology annotation, biological process: protein folding; response to endoplasmic reticulum stress. The record is from RefSeq and is a predicted model, not a curated record. Gene Ontology annotation, molecular function: protein disulfide isomerase activity. Gene Ontology annotation, cellular component: cell surface; endoplasmic reticulum. Bases 107 to 1981 code for a protein of 624 amino acids.